Catharus ustulatus (Swainson's thrush) is the source of this 2701-nucleotide messenger RNA. RefSeq names its product protocadherin alpha-13-like. The record is from RefSeq and is a predicted model, not a curated record. The transcript has a single exon. Gene Ontology annotation, cellular component: plasma membrane. Lineage: Eukaryota; Metazoa; Chordata; Aves; Passeriformes; Turdidae. Gene Ontology annotation, biological process: homophilic cell-cell adhesion. Gene Ontology annotation, molecular function: calcium ion binding. Bases 86 to 2701 code for a protein of 871 amino acids.
GCCGUGCGGGGCCCGGGCCGGGGCCGGCGGGCACAGCAAGAGCGGCAGAGCUGCAGCGGCGGAGGCGAGAGCAGCGGCGGCAGGGAUGGGCGAGCGUUGCUGUGCGGUGCUGCGGGUGCUGGUGCUGCAGGCGGCCUGGGCGCUGGCGGGCGGGCAGGUGCGCUACUCGGUGCCGGAGGAAGCCAAGGCCGGCACGGUGGUGGGCCGUCUGGCGCAGGACCUGGGCCUGGAGGCGGGCGAGGCGGAGGCGCGGCGGCUGCGGCUGGUGGCGCAGGGCCGGCGGGCGAGCGUGGAGGUGAGCGGGGCGAGCGGCGCGCUGCUGGUGAGCUCGCGGCUCGACCGGGAGGAGCUGUGCGGCAAGAGCGCGCCGUGCGCGCUGCGCCUGGAGGUGCUGCUGGAGCGGCCGCUGCGCGUCUUCCAUGUGCAGCUGGAGGUCACCGACAUCAACGACAAUGCCCCCAUCUUCCCCGCCGCCCGAAAAAACCUCAGCAUCGCGGAAUUCAACACACUGCCGGGGACUCGUUUCCCUCUGGAGGGCGCGUCGGAUGCGGAUAUCGGAGCGAACGCGCAACUCUCCUACACACUCAGCCCCAGCGAGCAUUUUAGAAUCGAGGAAGAAAACAGUAAGUCUCGCAGUAAGUCCCUGUUUCUGAUACUCGCGAAACCUCUGGACCGCGAGACGAUUCCCGUGCACCGGUUGGUGCUGACGGCGACUGACGGGGGCCGGCCGUCUCUGACCGGCACCAUGGAACUCGUGAUCUCGGUGCUGGAUGCCAACGACAACGCGCCCCAGUUCAACCAGUCGGUGUAUAAUGUACAUUUGUCCGAGGACGCAAUACAAGGCACGCUAGUUGCGUGGGUGAAUGCCACGGACCUGGACGAAGGAAGCAACAAAGAUGUAAAUUAUGAAAUCCAUACUAUUGUUCCUCCAUCUGCCUCAGAUUUAUUCAGCAUUAAUGCCAACACUGGGGAGAUCAGACUGAUGGGCGUCCUGGACUUUGAAGAAGUUAAUUUAUACGAAAUAAAUAUUAAGGUAACAGAUGCAGGAACACCUCCGCUCUCCGGUCACUGCAAGGUGGAGCUGGAAGUGCUGGAUGUGAACGACAACGCGCCGGAGGUGUGGGUGACGUCGCUGUCGGUGCCGGUGCCGGAGGACGCGUCGGUGGGGACGGUGGUGGCCCUGCUGAGCGUGUCGGACCGAGACUCGGGGGCGAACGGGCGCGUGCGGUGCUGGGUGUGGCCGGCGGCGCCGUUCGGGCUGGAGGCGACGUUCACGGGCUCGUACUCGCUGGUGCUGCGCGAGGCGCUGGACCGGGAGCGGGUGUCGGAGUACGAGGUGGAGGUGCGUGCGGAGGACGGCGGGGCGCCGGCGCUGGGCGCCAGGCGCGGGCUGCGGGUGCCGGUGUCGGACGUGAACGACAACGCGCCCUUGUUCGCGCAGGCCGUGUACACGGUGCUGGCGCGGGAGAACAACGCGGCGGGCGCGGAGCUGGCGCGGCUGUGGGCGCGAGACCCAGACGAGGCGGGCAACGGGCGCGUGAGCUACUCGGUGUGGGAGGGCGCGGCGGGCGGCGUUGGGGCCGCGGCUGGCAGCGGCUGGCGUGCGGCGUCGAGCUACGUGUCGGUGGACGCGGAGAGCGGGCGCGUGUGGGCGCUGCAGCCCUUGGACUACGAGGAGCUGCAGGUGCUGCAGUUCGAGGUGCGCGCGGUGGACGCGGGGGAGCCGCCGCUGUGCGGCAACGCCACGGUGCAGCUCUUCGUGCUGGACGAGAACGACAACGCGCCGGCGCUGCUGCCGCCCGCGGGCUCGGCGCCGGAGGCGGGCGCCGUGGCGGCCGAGGCAGCCUCCUCAUCGUCGUCGUCGUCGUUGGUGGGGCCGGUGUCGGGGUCGGGCACGCUGUGGGCGUGGGCGGCAUGGGGGGCGCCGGCGGGCCAGGUGGUGGCCAAGAUCCGCGCCGUGGACGCCGACUCGGGCUACAACGCGUGGCUGCGCUACGAGCUGUGGGAGCCGCGGGCCAAGGGCCCGUUCCGCGUGGGGCUCUACAGCGGCGAGGUGAGCACGGCGCGGCCGCUGGACGAGGCGGACGGCGCUCGCCACACGCUGUUGAUCGUCGUGCGCGACCACGGCGAGCCGGCGCGCUCGGCCACGGCCACGCUCAGCGUGUCGCUGCUCGAGGCCAACGAGGCGGCGCUGGCCGCGGGAUCUUCAUCGGCGUCAGGGUCAGGGUCGCGGUCGGCGUUGGGCGUGGAUGUGGGCGGCGCUGCGGCCAGCGCGGCGACCAACGUGUGGCUGGUGGUGGCGAUCUGCGCCGUGUCGAGCCUGUUCCUGCUGGCGCUGGUGCUGUACGGGGCGUCGCGCUGGGCGCCGCGGGCGGCCGUGCUCUCGGGGCCCGGGCCCACGACGCUCGUGUGCGCCAGCGAAGUGGGCAGCUGGUCGUACUCGCAGCGCCACAGCCGCAGCCUGUGCGUGGCGGACGGCGCGGCCAAGAGCGACCUCAUGGUUUUCAGCCCCAACUUCCCUCCGCCGCCGCCCGGCGCCGCGCCCAAGGACACGCAGCCGGAGCCCUCCGCUCUCCUCCACACGGUCAGUGACACUGCCUUGCUCUUGCCUCUCACCCAUAGCCUACCUUUCUGUCCCUCCAGGCGUGUAGGCUCUCUGGGAAUCCAGGCUCCGUUCCCACGGCCCGAGCGCAAUCAGUAA